AUGGGAUUCAAGAAAGAGAGGUUCAAACGUAUUAUUUGGUACGGGGUUUUCAUCACCUUGGUUAUUCUAACAAUAACACAACUUAAGCAGAGUUUUGAUUCCUGGGAUGAAAGACCAUUUGAUACAAUUGUGGAGAAUAUUCCGAAACAAAGUAUUCCAUAUCCAAGUGUAACUGUUUGUCCAUCAGGUUCAACAAUUUGGCCAGGAGUUCGACAAUUUCUGAAUGAAAUGGAAUUUAAAGAUGAGCAUAAAAUUAUGUUCAAACAAUCACAUAAAACUCUUCUAAGGUUGAAAGUAGCCAACUUGAGACAGAAACCUGAUAUGACAUAUCCUUACAUAGAUUCUUAUAAAAAAUGUGAAGAAUGGAGUGAUUACAUUAGAUACAGAGAAGUGUGUAACUUUGGUAUGUAUGUAAUUUUAAUGGCUCACAGAAUGCUUGAUAAUGAUCUACUAGCAAAUGCAACACUGGCCAAAUACAAGAAGAACAAAGCCAAUAUACGCUAUGAAUUAAUAGAAGGAAUGGGCUGUAAAGGUUCUGGAUUUGCCUGUUACAUCAGCCAUAACCUGAUCACCCCAGAGAGGAUGCCUCCAUAUAGUUGGCUAUCAAGCUAUCUUGAUCUCCUAACUGUAGAAAUCAUUGAGAGGGGUGCAGAGGAUUUACCAUUUAACACAGUUUUGCAGGAAAUGUUCAUUCCUGGACCAGUAACAACUCCUGCUCCAGAUGAUUAUGAAUACUGUGAUUACUGUUUAUUUGGAAAAAAACGGAAACGUGAAAUACCUGAAAUCUUUGUUAACCCUGAUUGGGAAAUUAUUAGAAACUUAAACUCAACAUUUAAAUUACCCCCACCUAAGCAAAUGCUGAAUUAUGUUGUUGACACUAGAGAAAAUUUUUGGCAAUUGAUAUCAGAAAAAUACAAAGAAUACUCUUUGCUUUCUAUCUUAAAUUUUCAAGAAUUCCAGAAACUUGGAGAUUUUGUCGUUACCUUGGCAAGGUUUAAUCUUCACAUUAAAGCUACUGAAAGUUUUCUCACGUACGAACUGAUUAAAGAAACAGAAAAUGAAAUACAAACUUUUCUCCGAAUGUUGUUGCAAGAAAUUACAAGUGAAAAGGACCUGAGUUGGAGUUUAAUUGAUGCAGUGGAUAUUCUAGUCAUAUUAGGAGGACAAGAAGUUAUAGGAAGCAGAAUUGCUCAAUUUGGGGAAAAAGAUCUUGGUCGCUCAAACAGUUGGCUAAGUUUAUCUCAGACUGAGAAAGAUUGCAUUGCCAAUGAGUAUGAAAAACUCUUUAACAAUCUCCCGGAAUUUGUAGAUCCCUGUAUUAAUCCUUCUUACAUGUGUUCAAAAUUCUGUAAGAACAUGGCACUUCUUCAAAAGCAUGCUAAAGAUAUGGAUAUUCAAAAACUUCUCAAAUACAUUUCACAUCCUGCAAAAUUUUCACAUGGUAACACAUGGACUGUUCCUUUUUGUUUCCAAGGACCUGAUGUAAAAGAGUUGUUGCAAAAUUCCAGGAUGCCAAAUUGGGAUUCUGUUCCAAAUGAAACAUAUUAUGGCUAUAAAUUAUGUCAGUCCGCUUACAAUCGAGCUACUGAUGUUGGAUGGUGUACAACUUUCCAUGAUGUUCAAGACAUUUUUCCUCCAAAAGGAAUAUCCAAGCCCUUUCGGGAGGGUAUAACCUUAAUAUUAGAUUCUUUUGCUUAUUAUCUUGUUUCUAAAGAAAUCAGAUCCUUAAGAGAUUAUACCAGAAAGGAUACUGGAAAACAGUUUCCUGAAACAAUGAUAGAUGAAUCCUUCAACAACUUCUUUAUAGUUCUUCAUUCCAAAGAUGAUAUUCCUUUGUUUCAAGGCCCUACAGACAGCAAAAUUUCCCUGAAGUCAAAAAUUGCUCGUUCUAACUAUUUGAAAGAUUAUAGAAUACCUUUCAGUGUUAAGGUUUUAGGGACUGAAAAUAUAUUGGAGAAGUACAGUGUCUUCAAGAGAAGAUGCAGGUUCAAGCAUGAAAUCGGUGAAAUGAAGCUGUUUGAACAAUAUACAAAACAAAAUUGUAUUUUUGAAUGUAAAUUGAAUAUUGUGAGGAAGAUCUGUGGAUGUUUGCCCUGGUAUCUUGAGAUUAAGAACCAAAAAGAACCAGUUUGUAACUUAUUUGGAAACAAAUGUUAUGAGCAAAGCACAAUAUAUGCAAAUGAUUUUCUUGAUUUUAGCAACCCUGACCAACCUUCUUGCAACUGUUUUCCGGACUGUGAGGGUGUAAGCUACAUUCCCAAUUUGGGACUUUCUAAAGAACCGGAGUUUACUCAAAAUACAGACAUGCUGAAUCUGGAUUCUAAUAGUAACUAUCAAUAUUGGAACAACUUGUCUAUGGUAAUUGAACGGAACCAGAAGAAAUUUUUGUUUGACUAUUUAGCAGACUUUUUUAAAGAGAAGGAGAGCAAAAUUUUCUAUUUCUCAAAUACAACUGGGAAUCUGGACAAUAUGGUUGAAGAAAUGUCAUGUACUGAAGAGCUUGUUAAUUGUUUUGUCAAGGACAGGGCUGCAAAUCUUGCUUCAGUUUGGCUGGAUUUUCAGGACAACUUCUUCAUCAAGGAACAGUUAAUUGACAGGGUAACUGUUGGUGAAAAGAUAUCAUCUAUAGGUGGAACACUUGGUUUAUUCCUUGGGUUCUCCUUCCUAAGUAUAGUUGAUCUAACAUACUGGGUUAUGCAAACAAUUGGGACAAGAAUAAGAGUAAUUUAGGUAAUGAAUUAAGUAACCAUUUCAAAUUGAUUAACAUAUAUACUUUUUCAAUAAAUGAAGCUUUGAGGCUUGUUUUAGUAUUAAAAUGAAACAUUGCUUACUAUACC
Molecule: messenger RNA, 2837 nt
Organism: Eurytemora carolleeae
Lineage: Eukaryota; Metazoa; Arthropoda; Copepoda; Calanoida; Temoridae
Exons: 12
Coding region: 1-2730 (909 amino acids)
Biological process (GO): sodium ion transmembrane transport
Cellular component (GO): membrane
Molecular function (GO): ligand-gated sodium channel activity
Source: RefSeq, a predicted model, not a curated record